CCACACCCGCGCAAGCUUAUUGGGUGAAACAUGGUGGGAUGUCAAUCUUGAAAACCUUCACGAGCGUGCUGAUGAAUUAUAGAUGAAAGGAAGCUGAAAAUGCAUAUUUGGUGCCAAACACAAGCACACGACCAUACACACAAUCAACAUUUCAUAGACGGACCAUCUAACUUCCACUGCUUCAUCCACAGCGAGAUGCAUACAGAAAUGCUUUAAUUACAAGUGAAACACGAGCGCCCCGUGCACCGUCUGCAGCCUUUAUUCCAUCCACUGCAUUCAACAUUAACGAAAAUCAUGCUAGGAUUGAAUAAGGAUGGGACCACAGUCAUCCUUGUUUUGCUUAAUGCAAUUAUUUUUGCAACAGCAACUGCAGAGAAGGCGAUCUAUACAAAUCAUUUCUUGGUUCAGUUGCAUGAAGGAGAAGACAAUGUAGCCAAGCAAGUUGCAGCAGAUCACGGUUUUAACAUUGGCAAAAAGCUCCCUUUUGGGGAAGGACUAUUCCACUUUUAUCACAACGCCAUUCCAAAAGCAAGGAGAAGACGCAGCCAUCAACACAAGCAACGCCUUGAAAAGGACCCAAGGGUGAAAGGUGUAUUGCAACAAGAAGGGUUUGGCAGAAAGAAGCGAGGCUACAGAGAUGUAAAUGAAAUUGAUGUUAAGAUGAAUGACCCAUUGUUUACCAAGCAAUGGUACCUUAUAAAUACCGGUCAAGCAGAUGGGACCCCAGGACUUGAUCUGAAUGUAGCUGAAGCUUGGGAAUUGGGCUUUACUGGAAAAGGUGUGACCAUAGCAAUCAUGGAUGAUGGAAUUGACUACUUACAUCCUGAUCUUGCCUCCAAUUAUAAUGCAGAAGCCAGCUAUGACUUUAGCAGCAAUGACCCCUACCCCUACCCUCGCUACACGGAUGACUGGUUUAACAGCCAUGGAACUAGAUGUGCUGGUGAAGUUUCUGCAGCAGCCAAUAACAACAUCUGUGGCGUAGGAGUGGCGUACAGCUCAAAAGUUGCAGGUAUUCGAAUGUUGGACCAGCCUUUUAUGACGGAUAUAAUAGAAGCUUCAUCAAUAAGUCACAUGCCUCAAAUUAUCGACAUCUACAGUGCCAGUUGGGGGCCAACUGAUGAUGGCAAAACUGUGGACGGACCACGGGAGUUGACCUUACAAGCGAUGGCAGAUGGUGUGAAUAAGGGCAGAGGCGGUAAGGGAAGCAUUUAUGUCUGGGCUUCUGGAGAUGGAGGCAGUUACGAUGAUUGCAACUGUGACGGCUAUGCAUCUAGCAUGUGGACCAUCUCUAUCAAUUCAGCAAUCAAUGACGGCCGCACAGCCCUUUACGAUGAAAGCUGUUCUUCCACCCUGGCUUCUACAUUUAGCAAUGGAAGAAAGAGGAACCCUGAAGCUGGUGUGGCUACAACCGAUUUGUAUGGAAACUGCACACUGCGUCAUUCUGGAACAUCUGCUGCUGCGCCAGAAGCUGCCGGGGUGUUUGCUUUGGCUUUGGAAGCUAACCCAAAUCUAACCUGGCGUGAUAUGCAGCACUUGGCAGUGUUAACAUCCAAAAGGAAUCAGCUGCACGAUGAGGUUCACCAAUGGCGUAGAAAUGGAGUGGGUUUGGAGUUCAACCACCUCUUCGGAUAUGGAGUUCUUGAUGCAGGUAGCAUGGUCAAAAUGUCAAAGGACUGGAAGACGGUUCCUGAAAGAUUUCAUUGUGUGGGAGGUUCAAUACAAGAAACACACAAAAUACCACCAAAAGGCAAGCUGAUUUGGACCAUUACGACGGAUAUGUGUGAAGGGAAGGACAACUUUGUCCGAUACCUAGAGCAUGUCCAGGCAGUGAUCACUGUCAAUGCCACUAGAAGAGGAGAUCUGAACAUAAACAUGACCUCACCCAUGGGCACAAAAUCCAUUCUGCUGAGUCGCCGCCCUCGAGAUGACGACUCCAAGGUUGGCUUUGACAAAUGGCCUUUUAUGACAUCGCACACUUGGGGAGAAGACCCCAGGGGGACCUGGGUCCUGGAGAUUGGCUUUGAGGGGGAUGCACUGCAGAAAGGGGUGAUGAAGGAAUGGACUCUGAUGCUCCAUGGAACACAAAGUGCCCCUUACAUUGACCAAAUAGUGAGAGAUUACCAGUCUAAACUGGCCAUGUCCAAAAAGGAGGAGCUGGAGGAAGAACUAGAUGAGGCUGUGGAACGAAGCCUGAAGAGUUUGCUGAGCAAGAACUAGCCCUCCUAUCAUCUGCAUGUCGGUCUUCUCUUUCAUAAACUCCCCACGCUUUUAGUCCAGUUUCUACCCUCCUUUCUGUGUUUAUUAGCCCUAAUACAAUUAAUGUUUCUUGUGGUCAGAUAAUCACAAUUUGUAAUUUAACCUAAAAAAUACCAAUAGGUUUUUUUUUUUCUUUUUACACUUUAGUAUAUGCAGUUACUAUAUCAUGUUGUUGGUCCGCUGCCCUACUCCUACUAAUUUGAUGUACAUUUUGUGACGAUAAAUGAUUUUGUGUCAUACUACUUAAAGAUUAAUAUCUUGCAAACAAAA
Messenger RNA from Acipenser ruthenus (sterlet), 2526 nucleotides. Its product is annotated as neuroendocrine convertase 2-like. Bases 295 to 2217 code for a protein of 640 amino acids. The record is from RefSeq and is a predicted model, not a curated record. Lineage: Eukaryota; Metazoa; Chordata; Actinopteri; Acipenseriformes; Acipenseridae. Gene Ontology annotation, cellular component: trans-Golgi network; Golgi membrane. The transcript is spliced from 12 exons. Gene Ontology annotation, molecular function: serine-type endopeptidase activity. Gene Ontology annotation, biological process: protein processing.